AUGUCAUUAGUUGUUUUGUUUUUUAUCUUAUGUGGUUUAAAUUUAAAAGUGAAUGGAGAUGAAGAAUAUGGAGGCUUGACCUUUGACUUUUACAAUAAAACAUGUCCGCAACUUGAAAAAAUCGUCGAAGAUGCAAUUUCUUCGAUGUCGAAAGAAGAUCCUAGAACCCCUGCUGCUUUAUUGAGGCUAUUGUUUAACGAUUGUGUGGUUAUGGGUUGUGACGCUUCGAUCCUUCUUGAUUUGAAAGACAGGAGCAAAUCAGAAAUGGGGUCGUUUAGUAAUUUCGGUAUCAAGAAAAGGGAGUUAAUUGGGCAAAUAAAAUCAAUGGUGGAUAAAGUUUGUCCUAAACAGGUUUCGUGUGCUGAUAUUCUAGUCCUCGCGGCUCGAGAAUCUGUAGCUAUUUCUCAAGGGCCGAGAAUUCGAGUCCCACUUGGACGAAGGGAUUCAACCGUUGCAUAUACCAAUUUUGAUGCAGAUACCCACUUGCCUCAGGUCGAUAGUUUUCUUGGUUAUUCGUUAGGUAAACUAAGAGACCUCGGUGGCGGAAUGACCGACGAGGAAGUUGUUGCACUAUUAGGUGCACAUACACUUGGUACUUCUAGUUGCGCAACAAUUCAAUAUCGUGUAGACUUUCCGGGCAUCAUAGAAACUGAUACAAAUUUUGUGAACAAGUUACGGAAAACUUGCCCCAAGGGGGCUUUAUCCAACUACAAUACAUCCCUAGCUAAUGAUCGUACACCUUAUAAAUUUGACAACGACUAUUAUUCGGCUUCGUUUGGAGGAAGAAGUCUAUUGGUGAUUGAUGCAACAUUAACUCAAGAUCAAAGAACCGUUGAACAAGCUGGGAGAUUCGUUACCGACCAAGCAUAUUUCUUUAAAAUGUUUUCGUCUGCCUUUGUUAAGCUUUCUGUCACACAAGUUCUUACCGGAAACGAUGGAGAAAUUAGAAACCAAUGUAAUAAGUUGAAUCGAGCUAAUUGA
Messenger RNA from Erythranthe guttata (spotted monkey flower), 981 nucleotides. RefSeq names its product peroxidase 29. The record is from RefSeq and is a predicted model, not a curated record. Gene Ontology annotation, biological process: hydrogen peroxide catabolic process; response to oxidative stress. NCBI's taxonomy places the organism in Eukaryota, Viridiplantae, Streptophyta, Magnoliopsida, Lamiales, Phrymaceae. Gene Ontology annotation, molecular function: heme binding; peroxidase activity.